GGUUUUGUUUAACCUAGUGUUGGUAUGGCGCAUGCGCGAGAAAGAGGGGCACAGAAUUUGGCUGAGAUGGUUGAAAUGGGUGAUGGAGGUGAAGGCAUCAAGUCUAGUUCCUAUGAAAGGAUAGUUCUCAAGAACACUUCUGAAUAUCAUUAUCUGAAGAUCCGUCUGGAGUUAGAAGACCCUAACAUUAGCCUGAAUGCUGUUGAGUUCAAGCAACUCAUAAUCUCCGCUCUGAAACAUUUACAUGGUGAGGUUGGAGCAGCUUUACCUGUUGAUGUAUUGACAUAUGAAGAACAAAACUUGUCUGCAAUACUUAGAGUCCCCAAUAGUGGCCUGGUAAAGCUGUGGAGUGCUCUGACAUUACUUGGUUCCUAUCAGAACAGAGAUUGUGCUUUCAGGGUAAUACAGACUUCUCCAUUUCUUCUUGCAUUAGCUGGAAACAGCAGAGAGCUGGUGCUAGAUUAAAUACACAAGGCAAGUGGUUGGAGCCUCUGAAGUACCAGAGCUGUCCAAGAUGCUGAUAUCGUU
This is a messenger RNA of Anolis sagrei ordinatus, 528 nucleotides long. It is a transcript of the gene RPP14, whose product is annotated as ribonuclease P/MRP subunit p14. The record is from RefSeq and is a predicted model, not a curated record. Gene Ontology annotation, molecular function: ribonuclease P RNA binding; ribonuclease P activity. Gene Ontology annotation, cellular component: multimeric ribonuclease P complex; nucleolus. Gene Ontology annotation, biological process: tRNA 5'-leader removal. Lineage: Eukaryota; Metazoa; Chordata; Lepidosauria; Squamata; Anolidae.